CCAGACAGACAUCACUUAAACUCCAUCCGGAACAUGUUCAGCUUUCGAGUUGUGAUACUAAUUUUGGGAUGUCUUCGGUUAACUGAAGCUGCAACCAACGUACUCAACCAUGGUGAUAAGCUUAAUUCCAAUUCAUCUGAUUAUCUUGUAUCCCGAAAUGGAGCCGUCGCCUUAGGCUUCUGCAAACAAGAGUAUGGUCAGACUUGGGAUGGCAAACAAUUUGGAUAUUACUUGGCUAUGUGGUACACUGAAGACAAGUCAAACCGCUCGAUCUGGUUGGCUAACCGAGACGAUCCGAUCGCAGACGACUCGGGAGUUCUCAUCGUAGACACUACCGGACUUAAAAUUACUCGCACCGGUGAGAAUCCUAUCAGACUUUUCUCACUUCAAUCUACCUCUAUCACCAUUAACAGUUCAGAUACCAAGCUUGUCUUGCAAGAUACGGGCAAUCUUGUUUUGCAAGGUACAAACAAAGUAUUGUGGCAAAGCUUUGAUUAUCCAACUAACACUUUCCUGCCUGGGAUGAAAUUGGGUGUCAGCCAUGGGGCAAGGUUGUCACUGACUUCUUGGUUAACCAGAUCGAUCCCGGCGUCUGGAUCGUUUACCCUGGAAUGGGAUCCUAUAGGAAACCGAUUAGUUGUUCAGCUUAGAGAGAGGGUUUUAUGGACUACCGGUGAAGGUUUUAGAAAUAUUCCCCCUUUGGAUCCAUUGAGCAUGAACUAUAAUUUCACUCAUGUUUCUAAUCCAAAUGAGCAAUAUCUCUAUUAUACGCUUGCCAUUAGUCAAUUUACUCCUGAAGAACGUAGGAAAAAUGCGAGGUUAGUGUUGUUUUACGAUGGGAGUUUACUUGGAAGCAAGUUUGUCCUAUUCGAUUCGAAAACCUGUGCUGGUGAUAGAACAGAUAAUGGUUGCGAUCGAUGGGAAGGAACGAAGUGCAGAAACAAAGGUGAUAAGUUUGAAAUAAGGUCCGUAAGAUAUCCACAUACAGACUCUUUAAACAAUACGCUAUUGGGAAACAUCAGUCUUUCCAUAAACGAUUGUAAGGACCUGUGUUGGAAAGACUGCAAUUGUUUGGGAGUCAAUGCCAUGAUGGACCUUGGUUGUCAGUUUCUUUCUGGACCUUACCAAGAAGGUGGGCUGGAAGCUACUUCAUAUCAAGUUAUAAUUCGCAACGGUUCGAGUAAGUUUAAUACCGCUCGCAGCUUGCUCAUGUUUCGAUCUAUAAACAUCUUUCUAUUCUGUUGGAUGGUAUAA
This is a messenger RNA of Hibiscus syriacus, 1254 nucleotides long. Its product is annotated as G-type lectin S-receptor-like serine/threonine-protein kinase CES101. The transcript has a single exon. The coding region runs from base 34 to 1254 and encodes 406 amino acids. The record is from RefSeq and is a predicted model, not a curated record. Lineage: Eukaryota; Viridiplantae; Streptophyta; Magnoliopsida; Malvales; Malvaceae.